Messenger RNA from Brassica rapa (field mustard), 1755 nucleotides. Its product is annotated as cysteine-rich repeat secretory protein 18. The record is from RefSeq and is a predicted model, not a curated record. NCBI's taxonomy places the organism in Eukaryota, Viridiplantae, Streptophyta, Magnoliopsida, Brassicales, Brassicaceae.
UCUUCUACACAAACAUCUUAAGGUUUAUUUCACAGAGAAACAAGUAUCAAAGAAGAGCAAAGAGUAUAUCAACAACAAUGUAUAUUUUACCGUCUGAAUCAAAACGCCUCUUUUUAGUCCCUAUCUUGGCCGUGAUGGCCAUACAAUUUCUCUUUGUACGCACUGUUUCGUCAGUGAACAUGACAAAUACAUAUCUACACCACAAAUGCUUUGUCGAUCAAGGGAAAUACGAGCCGGGAAGUAAGUAUGAGGAAAACCUAAACUUUAUCAUCGAACCAAUCCCUGUAACGAGUGAGAGUUUUGAAAAAGGUACCAAAAUGGAAAUGAUCGGUGAAGGUCCUGAUCUAAUAUCCUUCACCCUUCAGUGCCGCGGCGAUAUCAGUGGGCCUAGAUGCCGUUCUUGCUAUGCUACUGCCCUUUCCGCGCUUCACAGAAGAUGUCCGGGAUACAAAGGACGAAUGAUAUGGUACGACCAAUGCAUUCUCGAGAUAUCUACGAUUGAUUCUUUAGACAAGAUCGACUACAACAACAAUUUAUGUGUGUCGAAUGCAAAAAAAAUGAUGGCCCAUUAUUAUUCCAACUCCGAUUGGCUGGAUCUCAUCCACAAUCUGACAACUAAAGCCCUUCGUCAAGGUAAUUCAAAAGGGAUGUACUACGCAGCGGGGGAGACGAGGCUCGGAAUGGAUAACAUAUAUGCAAUGGUGCAGUGUUCUUUUUACUUGUCGUCAAAGGAUUGCGAGAAGUGUCUGAGACAUAAUAUCAAGCAUUAUGAAGAUUGCUGUUUUAAUAGACAAGGAGCGAGAGUUUUAGGUAAAAGUUGUAGCUUUAGGUAUGAAUUUUACCCUUUCCUUUUUGAGAAGAGCCGUCGUCCUAAAUAUUUGAAAAUUUAGAAAGUAGUUUGAAACAAUGUUUUUUUUUCAUAAGCUUGAAAUAUUGUUUUGUAUUGAAAUAUCUGAAUAUAUUAUUAGGAAAUUUAAUUGUAUAACAAAAAAAAAUAUAAUUAAGCAAACGCACAUAAGGAAAUGUGAUGGAUAGAGUAUAGGCUAUCCAAUAUAUAUUAAUUGCUAUAGUACCCCUACAUAUGGAUGUGUAUGUGUAAUGUCUUUUUUUCUUGUAUUUCCCUUUUAAAUUUCAAUUGCUUUUUAGUGUUUUUAAAAACAAUUAUUCAGUUUUAUAAUUUGCAUAGUAAAAACAAAUAUUUAAAAAAAAUAUAUAUAACAUGUUUUGAAAAUUUUAAAAUAAACAUAUAUUUUGCAAAUUUUAAACAAUAUUGCAUAAACUCAAUGUUAAAUCUAUACCAUGCUACACUUUCAUAUAAUUAAGCAAAUGCACAUAAGAAAGGUGCUGGUUAGAGUAUAGGCUAUCCAAUAUAUAUUAAUCUCUAUAGUACCCCUACAUAUAGAUACAUAUAUGUAAUGUCUUUUUUUUCUUGUAUUUUCCCUUUAAAUUUCAAUUGCUUUUAGUGUUUUUAAAAACAGUUAUUCAUUUUAUAAUUUGUAUAUUAAAAAAAAUAUAACAUGUUUUGAAAAUUUUAAAACAAACAUAUAUAUUACAACUUUUAAACAUUAUUACAUAAACUCAAUGUUACCCUUUCCUUUUUGAGAAGAGCCGUCGUCCUAAAUAUUUGAAAAUUUAGAAAGUAGUUUGAAACAAUGUCUUUUUUUUUUUCAUAAGCUUGAAAUAUUGUUUUGUAUUGAAAUAUCUGAAUAUAUUAUUGGUAAAUUUAAUUGUAUAACAAAAAAAAAGUAUAAUUAA